GGCUGCGCGCGACACCACCAGGCCACCACCCCCAUCCUCCUCCUUAUUACCACCACAACUCCCUCUUCCCUCCUCUGCAUCCACAGACCACAGCAUCCUCCUCCACCUCUCCUUGGUUGAAUUCCUCGAAUAUUUCCGAGAGAGACCCGGCCUCGCUGCAUACCUGCCGUUGCUGGUUCAUUUAGCUCCAGCUAGCUGCUUCGUCGAAUUGAAGGUCGUUGAAGAACCAUUUGAAGGUUCGUAGUAAACCUUCGGUUGUUGGAAGAUGUAUCGGGCAAAGAGAGCUGCAUUGUCACCAAAGGUGAAGCGCCGUGUUGGCAAGUAUGAGCUCGGCCGCACCAUUGGGGAAGGAUCCUUUGCAAAAGUCAGGUUCGCCAAGAACACUGAAACUAUGGAACCAGUUGCUAUCAAAAUUCUUGACAAGGAGAAGGUUCAGAAGCUCAGAUUGGUUGAACAGAUUAGGCGUGAAAUUUGUACUAUGAAGUUAAUAAAGCAUCCUAAUGUCGUUCGGCUGCAUGAGGUGAUGGGAAGUAAAGCAAGAAUUUUCAUUGUUCUGGAAUACAUUACUGGAGGAGAGCUCUUUGAAACCAUUUAUACUAAUGGAAGGUUGAAAGAAGAGGAUGCACGCAAAUACUUUCAGCAACUGAUCAACGCAGUUGACUAUUGCCACAGUAGGGGCGUGUAUCACAGGGAUUUGAAGUUAGAGAAUUUGUUGCUUGAUGCUGCUGGCAAUCUCAAAGUGUCCGACUUUGGUUUAAGUGCUACUGAGCAAGUGAAGUCUGAUGGGUUACUGCACACAACAUGUGGAACUCCAAACUAUGUUGCUCCUGAGGUGAUCGAGGAUAGAGGUUAUGAUGGUGCAACCGCAGAUAUCUGGUCUUGCGGGGUAAUCCUUUUUAUUAUGCUUGCUGGGUUUUUACCCUUUGAGGAUGAUAACAUCAUCGCGCUUUACAAUAAGAUCUCCAAAGCUCAGUUUACCUGUCCCUCUUGGUUUUCUGCUGGAGCUAAGAAACUGAUUACCCGAAUUCUGGAUCCUAACCCUACAACUCGUAUCACCAUUCCUCAGAUACUGGAAGAUCCUUGGUUCAAAAAGGGAUACAAGCAACCUGUUUUUGACGACAAGUAUCAGACUAGUUUCGAUGAUGUCUAUGCUGCUUUUGGAGACUCGGAGGACCAGCAUGUGAAAGAGGAAACUGAACAUCAGCCAACCUCAAUGAACGCAUUUGAACUGAUUUCACUUAACCAGGGACUGAAUCUGGACAAUUUGUUUGAGGCAAAGGAGGAGCAUAAAAGGGAGACAAGAUUCACCUCACAAUGCCCUCCAAAAGAAAUCAUCACCAAGAUUGCAGAAGCUGCAAGGCCACUUGGAUUUGACAUUCAAAAGAAAAACUACAAGAUGCGGAUGGAGAACCCCAAAGCAGGUAGAAAAGGCAAUCUCAAUGUUGCAACUGAGGUAUUUCAAGUAGCUCCAUCCCUACAUGUGGUUGAGCUCAAAAAGGCUAAGGGGGAUACUCUGGAGUUUCAAAUGUUCUACAGAACACUUUCCACCCAGCUGAAGGACGUGGUUUGGAAGUGCGAGGGUGAGGCCGAAGAUAACAGCGCGACGGCAUGAAAGCAGCUUGCAGACCCUCACCGGUUGUACAUAAUUCUUCCGUGGGUGGGAUGGAUGGUCGGUGUUGGCUGCUGAACAAAAACAAGUUCUUUCGUUCAUUUGUUGGUGAUGAAUAGGCUCCUAUGAGACAACGGGCACGAAGCCUGCUGUGGAAGGGCCUAUUUGCUUCUUUAGUUUACUUAUUAUUCAUCAUGGUCCGUUGGUGGAUUAAAAUCGAGAGGCGAAAGGCCGUAUUGUUGUAAGAUUGUAGUAUUGGUUAGAGUACAUCAUCAAGGACUGCAAUAGGAUAGCACUACUUUAUUUUGUUACUGGCUCAACUUAGUUUUGUACUAGUACUACUUGGUUAAAGCCUGGGAGAUAUUCUGAAUAAAUUGCAGAUUAUACUGCUGAUCGUUGUCGA
Messenger RNA from Brachypodium distachyon (stiff brome), 2012 nucleotides. Its product is annotated as CBL-interacting protein kinase 31. Gene Ontology annotation, biological process: signal transduction; protein phosphorylation. The transcript is spliced from 15 exons. The record is from RefSeq and is a predicted model, not a curated record. Lineage: Eukaryota; Viridiplantae; Streptophyta; Magnoliopsida; Poales; Poaceae. The coding region runs from base 266 to 1612 and encodes 448 amino acids. Gene Ontology annotation, molecular function: ATP binding; protein kinase activity.